Pterocles gutturalis (yellow-throated sandgrouse) is the source of this 1144-nucleotide messenger RNA. RefSeq names its product trans-2,3-enoyl-CoA reductase (gene TECR). The record is from RefSeq and is a predicted model, not a curated record. Gene Ontology annotation, molecular function: oxidoreductase activity, acting on the CH-CH group of donors. The annotation marks the transcript as partial. Gene Ontology annotation, biological process: very long-chain fatty acid biosynthetic process. NCBI's taxonomy places the organism in Eukaryota, Metazoa, Chordata, Aves, Pterocliformes, Pteroclidae. The transcript is spliced from 12 exons.
GUGGAAAUCCUUGAUUGGAAGACAAAGAAACAGCUAUGCUUCCUAGAGAAGGUGGAACCAAAUGCCACAAUUAGGGAAAUCAGAUCGAUGUUCCAUAAAUUAUAUCCUCGGUGGUAUCCAGCAAGGCAGUCGAUAAAACUUGAUCCAAAAGGAAAGUCCCUGAGGGAUGAGGAAAUCCUGCAGCACCUCCCUGUUGGCACAACUGCUACCUUAUACUUUAAAGAUUUAGGGCCACAGAUAGGAUGGACUACGGUAUUUUUGAUAGAAUAUACAGGUCCAUUGUUCAUCUAUUUUCUGUUUUAUUUCCGCAUGCCUUUUGUCUAUGGACUGGAUGAGAGGUUUACAUCAAGCCCGCAUCCAGUAGUUAACUUGGCAUGUAUCUGCCAUUCUUUCCACUACAUCAAAAGGUUGAUUGAAACAGUAUUUGUUCAUCGGUUCUCCCAUGGGACUAUGCCACUGAGGAAUAUUGUGAAGAACUGCUUGUAUUACUGGGGAUUUGCAGCUUGGCUUGCUUAUUACAUCAAUCAUCCUCUUUACACUCCUCCUUCUUAUGGGAAAAAACAGAUAAAUUUUGCUGUGAUCAUGUUUCUGCUGUGUGAAGCUGGAAAUUUUUCCAUUCAUGUUGCGCUCAGUAACCUCCGAAGAAAUGGAUCCAAAACCCGUAAGAUCCCAUAUCCAACAAAGAAUCCUUUCACAUGGCUGUUUUUCUUUGUAUCUUGCCCUAACUAUACAUAUGAGGUGGGGACUUGGAUCAGUUUCACUGUCAUGACUCAGUGUGUUCCAGUGGGGCUAUUCACCUUGCUUUGCUUCAUUCAGAUGACAAUCUGGGCAAAGGAUAAACACUGCACCUACCUACGAGAAUUUAAGGAUUAUCCAAGUCUUCGAAUGCCAAUUAUUCCAUUUUUGUUGUAAGAAAAAAAGGUUUAGUUUCAAUAUUGCACGGAACUUUAAGAAGAAAAAGCUCAUAAACCUCUUGCUAAAUAAGUGAGUUAAUUAAAAGGAUUUUUGUGCAUGUUGAAUCUCCACUGCUGAGGGAAAUUGUAUGCACUUGAAAGCUACACUUCCUUACAGUCAAGAAUUCUCAACUCAGAAGCACCUUCAAAAAAUAAGGCUUCAUAGCACAGCUGGUAAUCAAAAGCCCCUA